This is a messenger RNA of Talaromyces atroroseus, 1827 nucleotides long. RefSeq lists its product as hypothetical. NCBI's taxonomy places the organism in Eukaryota, Fungi, Ascomycota, Eurotiomycetes, Eurotiales, Trichocomaceae. The coding region runs from base 1 to 1827 and encodes 608 amino acids. The record is from RefSeq and is a predicted model, not a curated record. Gene Ontology annotation, molecular function: RNA binding; ATP binding; tyrosine-tRNA ligase activity. Gene Ontology annotation, biological process: tyrosyl-tRNA aminoacylation. The transcript is spliced from 5 exons. Gene Ontology annotation, cellular component: cytosol; mitochondrion.
AUGAGACGAGUAACGCGCAGCGUGCAUCUGCCAGAUGCUUCAAUCACACGGCUUCCAAGCCCAACCUGUGCAUGCGUCGUGCAGCAGUCGCAAAGGCCCCGAGUCAUUGCCUCGUCGAACAUCGAAGCACCAUAUUCACAAAAGCGAUGUAUAGGUCAGAGGUAUCUUAAACGCAUGGCGGAUGCCCAGGAACAAUGGAAAGGGUUCGCUGCGGAGAUCAAAGCUGGGAAGCGGAAAGCCUUCCUGGACCACCUGGAAGAACGUGGGCUUGUCAAUCAGGUUGUUGGGGAACGAGAACUCCUUGACAAAAUCUUGACGGAGAAGAGAACGGGGUUAUACACUGGUGUUGACCCAACAGCGCCAUCGCUUCAUAUCGGGCAUAUGCUGCCAAUUAUGCUCGGGGGUGCCACUGCAAAAUUUGGCGACCCUACUGGUCGACUUGGGCCUCGAGAGACUCAACAUCGAACUGUGAGGACGGCGAACAUGGCCGCAAUGCAUAUGCAAUUGAAAAGAAUCAGCAGCAGCAUUGAGAGCUAUGGUAGACGCCAUGGCUUUGAGAGAGAAUGGGUGUGGAGACGAGCUCUUACAAACAACAAUGCUUGGUGGAAUAAAACGCCUUUUAUCACCGUAUUACGAGAUUUGGGCAUGCACAUGAGACUAGGCCCCAUGCUAGGAAGGGACACCGUCAAGACUCGCCUCGAAGGUCAGGGCAUGUCAUUUGCCGAAUUUGCUUACCCUCUCAUGCAGGCAUGGGACUGGUUUAUGUUGUUUAAGCUAGGGGUGCAGGUCCAGGUGGGAGGUGCUGACCAAUAUGGGAAUAUUCUCUUUGGCAUGGACGCCGUCAAACAGCUCUCUAAAAACACAGCAAUAGAGCUUGAUCGAAGGGACGUCGAGACAGAAGUGAACAGACCCAUCGGUCUUACCACCCCGCUACUCACUACUUCGUCUGGCGCAAAGUUUGGAAAAUCGGCAGGAAAUGCAGUCUGGCUUGACAAGGACUUGACCUCCACAUUCGAGCUCUAUCAGUUUUUCGUACGAACGCCAGAUGAUCAAGUAGAACGGUAUCUGAAGAUGUUUACUUUCUUGCCGCUGGAACAAAUUGCGGAGCUCAUGGAGGAGCAGAGACAAGAUCCAUCGAAGCGGGUGGCACAACACCGGCUUGCCCAAGAAUUUGUUGACAUUGUUCAUGGACCAGUGGAGGCACAAGCUGCAGCUACACAGCAUCGCCAGCUUUUCCGACCCCGUUCAUCCACCUCAGAACCAACACCGCCACCAACACGGCCUUCCAACGCACCCGCGAAUUCUCCCACGGCCAGCUUUAUAAACAGGGGAGCCGGCAACAAACAAGCCCCUAUUGUGAACUACGCUAACAUGGAAUCGAACCGGAUCUCUCUCCCUCGAUCCCUUGUGCUCGAGCAGCCUCUGAACAAGGUCCUUUACAACGCUGGCCUGGUCUCGUCCAACAGCGAGGGUCAUCGUCUGAUUGUCGGCCGAGGAGUGUCUAUAGGUAGCCGACCCGGAGAUUCAGGAGUCAUGACCGAUUCUUUGAACUUCACUCCUAUCCAAACGUGGGUUCCUGCUAAGACGGCCGACUUCUUAAUUGAGGGCAAGCUAUUGAUCAUCAGAAUCGGCAAGUGGAAGCUCAGAAUAAUCGACGUUGUCGACGACGCAGAGUUCGAGGACAAAGGCCUCGAUGCACCUGGUUGGCAGGAAUUCAAGAAGAAUAAGGCAGAGGGCAAGAAAGACGACGAUCCAAUCACCCAGCAAUACUUCAAGGUAAAAAUUAGGAGGGUCCCAUUGCCCAGUCCACCGCGUGACGAAGAUUGA